This is a messenger RNA of Aspergillus brunneoviolaceus CBS 621.78, 1340 nucleotides long. RefSeq names its product NAD(P)H-dependent flavin oxidoreductase. Gene Ontology annotation, molecular function: nitronate monooxygenase activity. The record is from RefSeq and is a predicted model, not a curated record. NCBI's taxonomy places the organism in Eukaryota, Fungi, Ascomycota, Eurotiomycetes, Eurotiales, Aspergillaceae. The transcript has a single exon. The coding region runs from base 136 to 1209 and encodes 357 amino acids.
CGUCACCCGGCGAGUUGGCUAUACCCAGUACUAGCUAUAAAGCAUAAGCAUACCCCACCUACUCAGUACCAUAAAACUAGCCUCCGCCUCGCACCAUCUUGCCAUCACCCACCAUCACCCCCCACCACCAGCAAAAUGUCCACCACAAAACUAGCCCAGGCCUUCCCCUGGCUCCAGUCCCCAAUCAUCAUCAACGCCCCAAUGAGCGGCUUCGCCACAAGCUCGCUCGCGAUCGCCGUCACCCGCGCCGGAGGCCUAGGAUACAUCGGGUUCCUGUCCUCCCUCCCAGAACUAGAAACACACCUACAGAACGCGAGACAAAGUCUACCUCCUCCGCCUGAUACAGACAUCCUGCCGAUCGGACUGGGGAUCAUCGUGGCCGUGACCUCCCCAUCGGCAGUCACCGCGCUGGUCGCCGAGUACAAGCCCGCGGUCGUGUGGCUGUCCUUCGGCGCGCCCGCCGACUUCGCCGCAUGGACCGCGAUGAUCCGCACCGCGUCGCCGCACACCCACGUCUGGAUCCAGAUCGGCAGCGUCACGGCGGCGGUCGAGGCGGCGCGGGCGUGCCGCCCGGACGCGCUGGUCAUCCAGGGGUCCGAUGCGGGCGGGCACGGCCAUGCGCGCGGCGCCAGUCUGAUCACCCUGCUGCCGGAGGUGGCGGAUGCACUGCGGGCGCUUGCGUUAAGCGACGAGGACGACGAGGAGGACGACCGGCCAGUCGGCAAGAUCCCGCUGAUUGCGGCGGGCGGGAUCGUGGACGGCCGCGGCGCCGCGGCUGCGAUGGUGCUGGGCGCGGCGGGGGUGGUCAUGGGCACGCGGUUCCUGGCCGCGGAGGAGGCGGUCGUCCCCGCGCAGUACCGCGAGGAGCUGUUUCGGGCGUCGGACGGCGGGGAGGCGACCGCUCGGUCGCGGGUGUUUGAUGAGAUGUGGGGCCCCACUUUCUGGCCGCAGAUGUACGAUGGUCGGAGUUUGACGAAUCGGUGGUAUGAGAUGGAGCAGCAGGGGGUCGGGAUCGAGGUAAUUCGGGCGGAGCUGCAGCGGGAUCUUGGUCGGCUGCGGGAGACGGAGGGCGCCUUUCGGGAUACGAAGAGCCUCUGGGCUGGGUCGGGGGUGGGGCUGGUCAAGAAUAUCCAGAAGGCGGCUGAGAUCGUGGAGGAGGUUAGGGAGGAUGCAAAGAAGAGAUUGCAGGCGGGUAGUGCUUUGCUCUAAGCAUGGAGGUUAUACUUAUUUCUCGGGUUGGCCAGUUAUUUGCAUUGUUGGUUUCCAGGCAUUGUUUGAAUAUGUUAUGUUGCCUAGUGGCGGAUGCUGUUCGAUGCCCAACUCUAGCUACAGUCAAUGAC